Molecule: messenger RNA, 4725 nt
Organism: Fusarium falciforme
Lineage: Eukaryota; Fungi; Ascomycota; Sordariomycetes; Hypocreales; Nectriaceae
Exons: 4
Coding region: 1-4725 (1574 amino acids)
Source: RefSeq, a predicted model, not a curated record
AUGCCGCCUUUCGCCGCCGAACUCGAAGAGUGGUGGCUGGGCAGUGGGUAUGAAGCUCUCACUCGCCUGACAGACAACGAGGAUGAUCAACUCAGCCCUCGCCAAUGCGGGUUUGCCCGGGAUUUACAGCGCCGACUCUUAUCAUUCGACAACGACCGGGCUCUUCAGGCCGAAAUCCAGGAAGCGUGGCCCGCCAUUCGUACUGCCAGAGGUAUUGACUACAGCGCAAAUCUUCGAGACAAGGUAAAGGACAUGGUCCGCAACGUCUUCCGACGGCCCGAGGAUGGGGGAAUCGAUUCUGCUCGCGUCAUGGAUGCGCUGGGGUACCUGGAUGCGAUGGAAAUUGAUCGUCUGCGUCGUGUCGAAACUGCAAAAGCUGCAGUAGAGGCUCAGCGCACCCGCGUGAUUGAAGCAAAAAAGUCUGGACUGGAGGUUCCUCCCGUCAAUGAUACUCAUCCUCAUAUUCUUGAAGAACUUGAUCGUACAACUUCUGCCAAGUACAAGCGAUUUCACGCCGGUUUCCGAAGUUGGAUACUCAUCAAAGAACUGACCCAGGAUGCCGACCUGCGAAAGGAGAUACCCCAGAUCAUGGCACUACUCAACGCCCUCUUUCCGCCGGCUGUAUUCCUCGAGGAUCAAGAUGAUCGAGACCCGACCCCGUAUUCGCCAGGCCUUCGCGAUAGCAUUCGCUUCGCCGUCUUCGAGCAUUUGAUGUCGCAGGAUCCCUUUUCCCAGCAACGCCAACAGGUCAUUCAAAUGAAAUUGCUCUGCUGGUGCGACAUUCCCCAAUACCCCCAGGCCAGAGAGGCUCUCGUCCGAUACCACGAAGAAACCAAGAAGCUGGGAGAAAUCUGCUCAUCGAUCCUGAAUGCCGCUGGAGAGACCAUCCCAAGACAAAGACCGCCCAGUGAUGUACCGACUGAAGCAACAUCUGCCGAAUCUUCUUCUUUGAAAUCACGCGCAAGCACCGCGCACAACUCUUGGCAAAUCCUCAGCAGUUCCCCUCGCACGCAGAGCUUUGAAGAAACCUUCAGCGCCACUUCUUCAUUUGAUGCCAGGCGAUCUGGUUUGGCAUCACCAUUAGCAUCACCCGUUCCAUCCUCAGCACCUCCGGUCCCCAAUCCCCUUCUCAAAGGUAUGCCUGGUCGCGAGUUUUCCCCCGCCAAGACAGACGGUGCUAGAUUUGCUGGAGAUUUGCAUGCUCCUCCUAUUCUCUGCUAUCCCGACGAUAUCUCGAAAACAGAGUUCCUUCAGCACCCCCUCGCACGCGACGAGGAUGACGAAGAUGAUGGGAAUGAGCCCGACCACAAAAAGAAUCCGCCGCCUACCAGUAAGACCCCGGCCAAGAAAGGAAAGCGUUCCAAGACGAAAGAACCCGCAUCUCCUGCUCCUCCUAUCCCCCCGAUUCCGGAUUCUGUUCUAAGCACAACCGCGACACCCAAGGUCCUGCAAAAGUUUCUCAAGCACAUGAUUUCUCGGUCAGAACUGAAACAAGGGAUGGUUAUCGACCCGGCUUCUCUUCAGGCAAUUGCUGAGAAUGCGAGUGUCCCUCUUCCAAGCGGAUCGGCCUCUACGAAGAGCCGACGAGUAUUCAAAACCGAAAUCUUUCGUCACAAUACAAGUUCGGGCGUGGAUGCUUUGGGUUCGAACUCAGGUCACGACAUGGAGGUUAUACGCCCCCUUCUAAAAACUGUAUCAACAACACAAUCUUGCUUUGAUGAGGAUUCUCUUCUAGAAGUUGAGCCGCUCACGGAAGCGAUCGAGGAUGUCUCAGAGGAUCAACUUCUACCUGACAUUGUCUCGCCGACAGUUCAGACACAACAAGACGACACUGAUGUGAGAUAUGAGCUGGACAAGCCCCGUCUUUCGCCUAUGGAAUACACGCGACUAUAUUUGAUCGAAAAGGUCAACUCUGAGAGAGAAAACCGGCCCUGCGAGCUCCCUCGACCUGGUAAACGAUGUUACUGGUCGGUUCGUGGGGAGACAUUCCUCGUCAUUCCCCAGAUACCUGACUGUAUUCGGCGAGAACUGGCGUCUGGGGACGAUGCCAACCGUGAGGGGUCUGGAGGCGGAACUGAACCUGGGUCUGAUACAGAGUCAGUGGCAACGGUCAGGCCAGAGCCCCCAAGUGUUAACUUUCCGCGCUUGUCGCUCCAUCUUGGCGAUAUGCGGGGUCUUCUUUUGGAUAUUCCAUUCGCCAACAUUGGAAACGAGACGAACUUGUCCGAAACAAACGCCCUUCAAGAGGCGAGCCUUGAGGCCAAUGUCGAUGUACAGGACGGGCUGGACCCAACUUACCCCCAACAGCAUGCUGUUACCGAUUUAGAGACUGAUAGACUGUCAUGUUAUGAAACGAAGCUGGAAGAUGGGAGCAAGUUGCUUCUCUCAAUGACACCUGAUCAAGCUCCUGAGAGCAGUAUCAGCGAUGACGACGACGAUAUGAUGACAGGAGAGACGCCUCCUGAACAAUUUUUGGUAGAUCCAACAGAUUUCAAUGUUGGUUCGAGUCGAAAACUCCAAGAUCAAUCAGAGCCUUCGUUCCAAACGCCCAAGAUCUGUGUCGAAACGUCACAUCUCGCAGAAGAACCAGAAGGACAGCUCGGACGACUGCAAAAUGGCUUUCAAGAUCGCCCCCUUUCACCGGAAACCUCGAGAUUGCACGCUGGAGGUUUACUUACUUCGGACUAUGCGACACCAAAAGCCAAAGGCAAAGCGGUCGAAUACAACGCCUACGCAAUUACAUCGACCGUCACACAAAGCCCCCUUGCACGUUUCCCAAUUGCUGUUCAACCAGGCCAGCGUUUGACACCUGGAACCCUCACACGACGGGUCAUCGGAGCUGCUGGUGGGCAGAUCUGUGUAGAGGACUCUCACCAGGCCCAGCUAGUUCAUAGUCUCGAUGACAAGCUGCCUCAGGGGCUCUCAGCGGAUUUAUGGGAUGAUGAUGCCGAAUCAAUGAUAUCAGCUCUUCAGCCAGAGCCUUUGAAGAUCAACCGACCCAAGCCCCAGGACAAGGAAGAAGGCGAUCGUCGAUGGUCAGGACUCUUUGAUGCCUUGACUGGGGAUGUGUCUCCAGAGAUUGGCAUCCUUGGAGUGGGUGCUUUGCACGACCGUGAGCGCGAAUCUGAUGAAAUGGCAGAGGAAAGCCGUAUGAUGGCAGAAAAAGACCAGACAGUCCGGAGACUACAGCGUCAGCUACGCAGCCAUCUAGACCCGAAUCUGUCACCGGAACGGAGUCUUCAGCGCUCAUCAUCCACCCUCAUAACCCCGACACAGCCUCGGAGAAACGUGGAUCGCAAGGCCUUGUUCAACAUAGAGCCGCAAGUAGGGCACUCGGGCUUCACUCCAGAGCAUAAUGAAGAGGAACCGACGGGGGGGACGUUUCCUCGGUCGAGAAUGAUGCUGAACCUCAGGGACACCCAGGCGCGCCUCCGAUACCCCUUACGAGAGCUAAACGAGGCCCAGCUCAGCAGAAGCCAUGAUAACGCACCCCCGGCGAUAAGGCGUCUCCCUGACGUGCCGAACCGCCAUCAACAAAGGGCAGCCCUCAGGGAUCUGGAAAGGGCCGUUACGGCUACCCCACGAAGGGCCUUGAAGUUCCCCCGCGAGAGCAUCGACGGGCCUGAAGGUUCUAACGACGUUUCUAGAUGGUCAGACUCGACUGAAAGCUCGGGCUGGUCACAAGUCACGGCGGAGAAGGACGAUGACGAGCCUUAUCCUUCAACUACGACACGGGAUUUCUCUCAGUCGACCAAACUCAAGAAGCAACGGCCAAACCAGAAGUCUGUGCCCGUCGACACCCCCCGUCCCUCGACUCGGCAGGGUGAUGCCUCAGCUGGAGCUUCAUCCUCGGUGCCCGUCGACAAAGAAGCGGCCACAGUCAUCUGCGAGACCCCGACUCCGGACGAGCCAAGCAGCACCCCUAUGCCGCGAACACCAUCCUCCGCCAUCAGCAGCCUCUUCCGCAAACGUGUUCGGUCCGAGCAUGGUAAUCCCGCAACUCCUCGAACGCCAGUGACCCCACGCACGCACUGGCGUCCGUUUGACGACCCGGAUCCCCAGCUUCCUUGUUCCUCGCCGUGGCUAUCAGGGCAACGUGAGGACAAGCGAGAGAAGGAGGCAAGGGCGGCGUACUUCCGGGAAAAGGCAGAACGGGAUCUUGAGGGUAAACCAUCACUGAAGAAGUCAAGCCGCAAGGGUUCUUUUGGGAGUAUCAGGAGCAGGGGGGAAAUCAAACGGAAGAGCCUUGGUCUCGAUCGCCGACAGAGUAUGGAGAGUCUUGUUGGCUGGAAAAGCUUCAUCGAAGACGCCCCCGAGCCGCUCUUCUCAUCCCCCCUACCUCCAGUGCCGCCUCUCCCAACGCCAUCCCAGCUCAACCUCACUCUCAACCGCCUGGAUCAAGCACAGGCACAGGCACCGCUCCGGGUCGCCUCCGCGGUCGAAGCCUCUGCUGCUGCCGCUGCCGCUGCGUAUCGCUCCAAGAAGCCGCAGGGGCUCAAGGUGGAGACACGAAAGCUCCGCAAGGCAAGCCGGGAUGAGCUGCGGGGAACACGGACACCGAGCGGCACGACGACGGCGACUGCGACCAGCGGGAGCAGUGGAGGAGGUCUCAGGACGGCCUUGCGCCUUGAUGGGAGAAAGUUGAGCUCUGGACGAGCGGCGGUGGACGAAGGAGAGAGGCUGGUGGAUAGGAGAGAAGAUGAGGUUGUAUCGAGACGCAGAUGA